AUGGAGGCUCUCGAAUGCGAAUCAAUCCCCGGACGACGGAAGUUGGUCCAACGGCUGAGCUAUCUGGUGGUCCCCUCGACGAUAUCAAAGAUGCCCUCUCUGAACCCCUGGUUUUGCGGUGGAAAACUUUGGAAACAAAGUUUGAUGCUCUUCAAACUGAAAAUUUAA
This is a messenger RNA of Puccinia graminis f. sp. tritici CRL 75-36-700-3, 168 nucleotides long. RefSeq lists its product as uncharacterized. The coding region runs from base 1 to 168 and encodes 55 amino acids. The transcript has a single exon. The record is from RefSeq and is a predicted model, not a curated record. NCBI's taxonomy places the organism in Eukaryota, Fungi, Basidiomycota, Pucciniomycetes, Pucciniales, Pucciniaceae.